This is a messenger RNA of Spodoptera frugiperda (fall armyworm), 577 nucleotides long. Its product is annotated as zinc finger HIT domain-containing protein 3. The record is from RefSeq and is a predicted model, not a curated record. Gene Ontology annotation, biological process: maturation of LSU-rRNA from tricistronic rRNA transcript (SSU-rRNA, 5.8S rRNA, LSU-rRNA); snoRNA localization; box C/D snoRNP assembly. Gene Ontology annotation, molecular function: protein binding. Gene Ontology annotation, cellular component: nucleus; pre-snoRNP complex. The transcript has 3 exons. The coding region runs from base 145 to 540 and encodes 131 amino acids. Lineage: Eukaryota; Metazoa; Arthropoda; Insecta; Lepidoptera; Noctuidae.
CGUCAGUGUCAGUGUCAUUAACACGUGUGGUUUAUUUUGUUUGUUUGGUUGUUUUGUAUUACUUAUUCUAGUCUAGUGAUCAGUUUAUAAGAAAAUCAUUAUAAAACACUGUGUAACUAAGAAGAAAAUAUAUCUAUUGUCAAAAUGAGUUGUACACACUGCGAACAAGUUGCAAAAUAUAAAUGUCCCGUCUGUAGAGUGCCAUAUUGCUCAGUGUCGUGUUAUAAAAUCCACAAAGAAACUCCCUGUAGUCCGCCACAAGAGCCACCUAAGGAAACAAAUUAUUCCAAUACUAAAGAAAUAGAAUAUGAUUAUCCUACAGAAGAUACAGUACCUAUUGAAAAGUUAAAACUACUAGAGCAGUCAACAGAAUUGAAGAAAUGUUUAGAGAAUCCUCAUGUGAGAGAGAUAUUAGAUUUACUAGACACAUCUCCAUAUCCGGAUGAAUUGAUGAAGAAAUACAUGCAGGAGCCCAUCUUCACUGAAUUUGUUGAUGCAUGCUUGAAUGUUGUACAGCCACAAAGUGAUAAUGAUAAUUAAGAUUAUGCAAAUAAAUUAUUUAUAAGAUAAUACAAAA